UCAAAAGAAGAAGAGAAUCUGUAUGAAGAAGCAGAACCGUGCGAACCUCCAUCGUGGCCGCAUCAUUGUCGCGUAUUUCACCCUUGCACGCGCGCACGAAAAUACAACAUCAGAACUCAAGCGCGACUUCUCUCGAUCGAAUUAAAGCAUCCAAACUUUUUUAAGAGUAGAAGUAGAUUAGAAAGGAUCUUCAAGAUGGUUUACGAAAGCGACUUCUACACGACCCGGAGACCCUAUUCGCGGCCGCUAGUGUCCUCAUACAACGUCACGAGCGAGGUAAAGAGGCAAGACUACUUUCCCUGGGAGAAAGUUCCACUAGUGCCGCGACCGUCGCUGGUGCCGGAGCCGUUCACUGUAUGGGGUCGCAAGAAGCAAGAUCCGCGCAACGAGUUUUAUCAGUACGCUACGUUGCCGGACAAGGAAGGGAUAGUGCGCGGCAAGAACGCCGCCAAAGAAGAUCACAACCGUCAGCUGGUAGACGGCGGUGCAGUGUCCAAGGUCGGUCUAGAUGCUGCCGCCGAACUGGCCAUUCGCGGCCACGUCUUCAAAAAGGGCGUGCUCGCGCGAUCCUCCAACAAGGUCAGACAUGCCAACACGCCUGCUAGCAGCCACACCAAGAUCUUGAUGGCUCUUCAGACGCCGUCUUGGUACCGAUUCUAAUGAUGAAAAAUAAGAACAAAAAAAAAGAAAGAUAAAAACAAAGAAAGAAACGAGAAAAUGGAAUUAACAUUAAUAUUUAGAAUAUAUAUAAAUCAUUGUCUUUUUUUAGAACAAUUAGUUUUCUCUAGAAGGAAGAUGUAAUGGGAAUUAUUAUACAUAUAUUAUAGCUCGUUUUUGAUGAUGUUAAAUAAGAA
Molecule: messenger RNA, 854 nt
Organism: Pseudomyrmex gracilis
Lineage: Eukaryota; Metazoa; Arthropoda; Insecta; Hymenoptera; Formicidae
Exons: 2
Coding region: 196-660 (154 amino acids)
Source: RefSeq, a predicted model, not a curated record